AUGCAACGAUCUUCUGACCGUGUGCAUACUUGGGAAGAGUUUAGAAUACGAUUCUAUGAACGAUAUCGUACACAGGCUCGAAUCCAACAUUUUCGAACCGAACUUCGCCUUCUGUUCCAAGGCGACCAUAAAAAUAUUUUGGAUUAUUUCGAACGUCUGAAGACACUCAUGAUCGAAAUCGAUCCCGAAUGUACGGAUCAAUGGUUAAAACAUAAGCUCGUUCAAAAGCUUCGUCCAGAUAUUCGGUCUCGUUUCGACUCCAAUUUAAGUCUUCCGAUUCGAGAAAUUAUACGUAGUGCACAAACUAUCGAAUCGAAUAUCGAACAACAAAAAGUUGACGAAAAACUUAGAAAAGCAGUUCUUCAAGAAAAGAAGACCUUUAGUAUUACUACGAAUAACAUUUCAUUUACAAAAAUUAGUCGCCAACCUACAUCAACUUCAUCAACUAAACAAAUGUGGUCUAAUCGACCACCUGACCAAAAACAAAAUUAUAAACAACAUACUCAUCAACAUACAAAUUCAUUUGACAAUACACAUAGCCAACGUCAACAUAUGAAAAAUUUCAAUAAUGAUGAUUAUUUUACUUAUGAAGAUCAAUCAGAUGAUUAUGAUGAUAAAACCUAUUAUAAAAACAACGACAACAAUAAUAGCAAUUAUAAUCAUAAUAAUAAAAAUAAAAAUAAUAAAAUAAACAAUAAUGAUGAUUCUAAUUAUGAUUCUAAUUAUGAUUCCAAUUAUGUUUUCAACAGCAACAAUAACACUUACAAUCAUAGUUUGAAUAACAAUGCUUUAUCUAAUAAUCGUACCGAUCGUCAUUAUUCUAAUAACUCUUAUAAUCACAAUAACCAUGCUAAAGAUCAACAUUCGUCAAUAAAGUCCAACAGCAAUUUGAAUCGAGCUCUAACCAUAAAUAAUUCGUCUAAAAACUUUAAAAAUCGUUGGUGGUGUCCUCAUUGUCAACGAAAUGGCCAUUCUUGGGAACGUUGCCCAUUUAACGUUGAAAGUAUUAAUUAUCGACCAAGUUCAUUCUUAUCCGGAAAACGAUGUCGGAAGAUAAUGGACGAAGAGGUGUUAUCUUCCUUUUCUUCAUCGUCAUCCUCUUCAUAUCCGUCACCACCUAUUACUUCAUUGACAUUUACAUCAUCUAAAUUCAACGAUUUAUCGUCAACCACACCAAUUGUUGGAUCUACGAAUUCUUCUCGUCAUUCUGAUCAAUCGUUUACUUCUCAUCUGGCUCCGCACUCAACAAAGUCGUCAGGAUUUAUUGUUUCACCUGAAUCUUCGAAUUUGUCUUAUGAUUAUCCUCGAAAUUGUUAUCUAACUACUGAAGCUAAGAUUAAUGAUAUUCCAGGAAUUGUUUUACUUAACACUGGCUCAAGUGUAACUAUCAUCAGUUCUAGCCUUUGGAAGAUGAUAAGCUCCAACGGUUCGAUCGCUCCUUAUAAUGGACCUGAAAUACAAGGACCAGAUGGUAGUUCUAUCGGACCAGAAGGUCGUGUAUUAGUACAAAUUACUCUUGCUGGUCUUACUAUAGAUCAUCCUGCAAUUCUUGCUAGAAACUUUCGACAUCUGAUUCUUCUUGGCAAUGAUUUUAUGAAGUCCAUCGGAAUCGUUCUUGAUUUGCAAGAUAAUAAGAUGUGGUUGCGUUCUGAUCCGAAUCGAAGAUAUUCAAUAUCAUCUGAUCUUACUCAAGCAGGUAGAAUUGAUGUUCCAGUGAUAUCUACUGAACGACGUAUUAUUGCUCCAUAUCAUGUUGCUUAUAUUCAAGUAAGCACUCCACCUUUUCUUUCUCACAACACUUGGGAUGCUUCUAUCACCGGUCAUCGUCCUCAUAUUGCUACUGCCAAUAGUCUAAUUCGUUUUCGUGACCGAAAAUCAUUUGUACAAAUUAUUAAUUGCUCAUCGCAUCGACAAAAGUUUAAUGUUGGUCAGCCUGUUGCAGUCGCUGAUUUAUAUUUUGAUGAUACAAAUAAUGAAGCACAUUUCAAUUUAUGUUCAACUUCAUCUAUGACGUGGGAAUCACCGAUGCCCAUUAAAAAAGAAGGAAAGUCACUAACAACAUCAUCAUUUACACCAUCAAUGCCUGAUUCACGAAACACUUUAAACAACAGUACGGAAAAUCUUCUUCUUCAAUAUCGUGCUUGCUUUAACGAAAAACCAGGUCGUACAUCUUUAACCCAGCAUCAUGUAGAUACUGGUAAUUCAAACCCUAUCAAAUUACGUCCAUACCGUGUAUCACCAGUUCGUCAAAACACUAUUUCUAGUCAAAUUCAACAAAUGCUAACGGAUGGCAUUAUCGAACCAGCUAAUGGUCCUUAUGCUGCUCCUGUUACUUUACAGCCGAAAAAGGACGGCUACUUGCGUUUUUGUGUUGACUUUCAUCAAUUGAAUUCCGUAACUGUUCGAGAUGUCUAUCCAAUACCUCGUAUUGAUGAUACUCUCGAUCAUCAUGCCUUUCGGAUUAACCAAUGCAUCAGCAACAUUCCAGCGCUAAUGGACUUAGUCCUGGGAGGACUGAAAUGGUCUUGUGCUUUGGUCUAUCUUGACGAUAUCAUCGUCUAUUCACCCACAUUUUCAUCUCAUCUACAACAUCUUGAAUCCGUACUUCAACAAAUUCAAGAAAGUGGUCUUACUCUCCAUCUUUCUAAAUGUCAAUUUUGUAAAACGAGACUUCGAUAUCUCGGUCAUAUCGUUUCACAAACAGGUAUUGAACCUGAUCCUGAAAAAAUUCGCGCUGUACGUGAUUAUCCUGUUCCAACUCGACUCAAGGAAGUUCGUACAUUCCUCGGUCUUACUAACAACAAACGAUUUCAGUGGACAUCAUUGUGCCAACAAGCUUUCGAUCAUCUUCGUCAUUUGUUAAUUGAACCACCAAUCAUUGCUUAUCCACAAUUUGACAAAACUUUUAUCCUUCAGCACGAUGCUUCUGAUUUCGGACUUUCCGCUAUUUUAGCUCAAAAACUUGUCGAUGAUGACGGAGUUCAACGUGAACACGUCAUCGGUUACGCUAGUCGUACUCUUACUUCGUCUGAACGUAAAUUUUCUCCUACCGAACGUGAAUGUCUCGCUAUCGUUUACGGUUGCUCACACUUUCGUCCAUAUCUUGAAGGUGUUCGGUUUACCAUUUUAACUGAUCAUAAAGCACUCAAAUGGUUACAUCAGACUAAAGAUCUUAAUAGUCGUCUUGCGAGAUGGACCAUGCAAAUAGCUGCUUACGACGUCGAUAUACAACAUCGACCAGGCGCUGAUAAUACGAAUUGUGAUGCUCUUUCGCGUGCUCCUAUUGAUGAUUUAUCUAUUUCUAAUGAUUCUACAGUUGUCCAGGAGUCGUCUAGUUCAUCAACUGUUGUUGAUCCUGGAUAUUUACUUGUACUCGAUUAUUUUUAUCAUUGUUCACUGCCACCUUCACAAUUUCCUAUACCUAUUUCUCUUCAUCGAACUACUAAUUCAUCGUCUCCAACCUCAUCUCAUUCUAUUUUUUGCGCUAAUAUACAUUUUGGUGAUAAUAUACAGUUGUAUGAAGAUAUACGUAAUGCGCAGUGGAAUGAUGCUGAACUUCGUCCACUUAUAAAUUAUUUACAAACUCAACAACUUCCGGAUGAUACUGAGUCAUCAAAAUUCCACAAAAGAGUUUCUUGUCAUCGACUUGUCGAUGGUGCACUUUAUCGUGUACUUCAUUCAUCGCAAUCUAAUGUUGAAGAUAAUUCUUCUACUACUAUUUGCUCAACUACGCGAUUAUUUCGUUCUCAUGAACAACUUCAUCUUGUCAUUCCAAAAUCGAAAAUAUUUGAUCUAUUGUCACUCGCUCAUGACCAUCCUACAGCUGCUCAUUUAGGUCACCGUAAGACUCUCUACCGCCUUUCGAGUCGUUUCUAUUGGUCACAUAUGCGUCAUGAUGUUGAAGCUUAUGUACGUGCUUGUGAGCUAUGUCAAAAAUUCAAAGCUUCUAAUAAAAAACCUGGUGGUUUAAUGCGUCCAAUAGUCGAAAGUGAACCAUGGAAUACAAUUGGUAUCGAUCUUACAGGACCUUUACCUAAAACUCGACGUGGUAAUACUUAUAUUCUCGUAGUUAUUGACUAUUUCACCAAAUGGGUUGAACUUUUUGCUCUUGCGAAUACCAAAGCAAAAACUAUUGCUCAAUUAUUCGUUGAUGAAGUGCUAUGUCGUUUCGGAUUUCCCGUUCGUGUUAUAUCGGAUAACGGUGUUCAAUUCAUUUCUAAUAUAUUCGUCAAUGUUUGUCAAGUUCUUGAUAUUAAACACCAACGAACACCACUUUAUCAUCCUCAAAGCAAUUUAUGCGAACGUGUCAAUCGAACUCUUAAACUUUUACUUGCCGCUCUCGCCUAUAAUGACAAUAAAUCGUGGGACCUUAAACUUCCUCAAAUUGCAUUUGCUCUAAGAACUGCACCAAGUGAUUCAAUUGAGCAGAUGCCUGCUUUUCUUAUGUUUGGUCGCCAUCCACGACAACCGUUAGAUUUAUGUUUACCUUCACCUGUUUCAGUUGAUCAAUUUCCUACUGCGACUGAUCUAUCUGAUUAUCGUAAACGUUUACUUGCUGAUCUUUUGCCAGCUUAUGUUACUACACGAGAACUUCUUGACAUUUCUCAUCAGAAACAAGCCACUCAAUAUAAUCAACACCAUCAUCCACUUCAAUUCGAGCCUGAUGAUCUUGUUUGGGUCACUGCUCUCUCUGGUCUUGCGAUGGGUAAAUGGCGUGGCAACAAACUCAGUCCACGUCGUGAAGGACCUUAUCGAGUUGUUGAACGAUUAUCUUCAUUGACCUAUUCUUUAAUUCAUACUAUUAAAAGUCAACAAUUUAGUCCUAUUCAUAUCAAUCGCCUCGAACGUUAUUAUUCAUUCAGUAGUAUCGAUUAA
Molecule: messenger RNA, 4875 nt
Organism: Rotaria socialis
Lineage: Eukaryota; Metazoa; Rotifera; Eurotatoria; Philodinida; Philodinidae
Source: the annotation of a GenBank genome assembly